GUCCGGGUCAGACCGGGCGGCGCGCUGGGCGCGAUGGGGCUGCUGCUGGGGCUGCUGCUGGGGCUGCGGCUCUGCGCGCUGGCCGGGGCCGCCCGCAAAGUCUGGGUCCCCAACACCGACUUCGAGGCCGCGGACAACUGGAGCCACAACCGCACCCCGUGCGCCGGCGCCGCCGUGGAGUUCCCGGCGGGCCAGAUGGUGUCCGUCCUGGUGCGAGAGGCUCACAGCGUCUCCAGCAUGCUCCUGCCUCUGGACGGGGAGCUCGUCCUGGCCUCGGGGGCGGGGUUCAGCGCCGCGGACCCUGGCUCGGACCCGGACUGCGGCUCCGGCCCCGCGCGCUUCCUGGACCCGGACCGCUUCUCGUGGCUGGACCCGCGCCUGUGGCGCGCGGGGGACGCGGCGCGCGGCCUCUUCCCGCUGGACGCGGAGCGCGUGCCCUGCCGCCACGACGCCGUGGUCUUCCCCGCGGCCGCCUUCCGCGUGGGCCUGGGCCCCGGCGCCCUGCGCGUGGCCAGCGUCCAGGCUCUGGGCCAGGAGUUCACGCGCGACGAGGACCUGGCCGCCUUCCUGGCGUCCCGCGCCGGCCGCCUGCGCUUCCACGGGCCGGGCGCGCUGAGCGUGCGCCCCGGGGCCUGCGCCGCCCCAUCUGGCUGCGUCUGCGGCAACGAGGAGGUGCAGGCGCGGGUGUGCGCGGCGCUGCUCGGGCCGGCGGGCGGCCGCUGCCCCCGGGCGGCCUGCCAGGACGCGCUGCGGCCCGCGGGGCAGUGCUGCGGCCUCUGCGGCGCCGUCGUGUCGCUGACCCACGGGCCUGCCUUCGACCUGGCGCGGUACCGGGCGCGGCUGCUGCGCGACUUCCUGAGCCAGCCCCAGUUCCAGGCGCUGCAGGCGGCCGUGUCCAAGGUGCCGCGCCCGCUCCCUUCCCGCGAGGCCCGGGGCGCGGAGGCGGACGCGGAGGCGGACGCGGAGAUCCAGGUGGUGCUGGCGGAGCGCGGGCCCCCGGCGGGCGGCGCGGGGCGGCUGGCCCGCGCCCUCCUGGCGGACGCGGCGGAGCACGGGCAGGCCCUCGGGAUCCUGGCGGCCGCCUUCCGGGAGUCCGGCGCGCCCGUCGAGGACGGUUUGCAGCGGCCGGGGUCGCGCGUGGGGCUCGCGAGCGGCUUGGCAGCCGCGCUGUUCCUGCUGCUGCUGCUGCUGCCGGCGGGGGCGCUGUGGCUGUACCGCAAGGGGCGGCUCCGGUGGAGGAGGCGCGACGAGACGCCGCUGGGCUUCCCCAACCCGGUGUUCGACGUGGCCGGCUCCGUGGAGCAGCCCCCGGUACCCGCCCCGAAGGCGGCCGAGAGCGCCAGCCAGAGCUGCUUCGUCAACCCGCUCUUCAACGAGACCCCUACGGACACGGACGCCUGAGGGCGGGCAGCGCGACCCGCCACCCUCCUCCCGCCCUGCGCCCCUGGCCCCCUGGCCGGUGUGUGUGCGGGUCUCAGCCUGGGGGUCCAAUAAAGGGGUUUCUUUCCUGCACCCGC
Messenger RNA from Pipistrellus kuhlii (Kuhl's pipistrelle), 1517 nucleotides. RefSeq names its product amnion associated transmembrane protein (gene AMN). The transcript has 12 exons. NCBI's taxonomy places the organism in Eukaryota, Metazoa, Chordata, Mammalia, Chiroptera, Vespertilionidae. Gene Ontology annotation, biological process: intracellular protein localization; receptor-mediated endocytosis. The record is from RefSeq and is a predicted model, not a curated record. Bases 34 to 1401 code for a protein of 455 amino acids. Gene Ontology annotation, cellular component: apical plasma membrane; endocytic vesicle.